GGACUUUUUUAUGGCGCGGUCCUGAUGCGGUGUGACCUGGGCUGUUGCGCUGCCAAGGAUCCCAUCGGCACACUGCUGACGUGUCCAUCUGGUACCGGUAUGGACGCGGUGUUUUCUAGUAGUGUUUGAAGAAACGAUUUGCUGCGCCUCCUGUUCGGGGGUGUUUGUGGUUCUGUGAUGGCGUGGGUUGGACGCUGCCGGAUUGUGGGAGCCCUUAUCCCUCGGACAGGGGGGUUAUUUUCGGCCCCUUCUUCUGGCGGUCCCGUCCGUACGUCGUCAUCGUCGUCGUCGUCGUCCUCAUAUCGCGUUGCGGCGUUGCGGAAUGUGCUUUGCCUUUAUGAUGGAAAGAACCGGACGACGGUGCUGUCUGAUGCAGCCGGGAGCAGGUGCAUCCAUUUUCCAAGUCCAGAUUUGAUGUCCUGUUUGUUUGUUGGUGUUGAUGUUCAGCGAUUGUAUCGGACCGAGCCGAGUUUCGGCACUCCUGGUUGUCCACGAGUGUGUGUGGCAGUGGUGGGGUCGGCGAUCUUGGAUUUUCACAUGGAUCAGCGUUCCUAGCUCUUUUCCUUGCUGCUUUGCUUUCCGCGGAGCAUCAGCGGUUUCUCGUUUUGUACGGUGUUGUGCCGCUAUCGUGUAGCCUUCUGAUUUUUCAAAGUUUUGUAGUUAUGCAGUACAGUACGGCGGAUGGAUUCGAAUGGGAUGACAGCGUUCGUAUCUAAUCUGCGACGGUAGUUCCAAGAUAACCUUUCCACUACCAUCACCACCACUAUACACGGCUCUUCCCCCUUCUGGCCAAUGCCUCCCCACGUCGCUCAGGAAAGACAGGAAAAUCAUGUGUGUGGUUGCCGCCCCAGAGCCCUUUCGUCUACUCAAUUUAUGAUCUGGCAGGCUGCUGCUGGACACCGAAUGGUGGUGUCGUACCUACGGUUUCUGUGGGAGACGCAAGUGUUUUUAACGCCGUGUUGGCCGUAACCGCAUGAAUAGAGGUUAUCAGUACAUACAUGCAUCCUGAGAAGGAGGUAGGUGAGGUGUGAAGCUGGAUUAACAUGAUGUGGAGGUUGGAUGCGCGCGACCUGUUUUGUGGUCUUCGUGGGUGGGGUGUUCCGCUGGGCCCCUUCUAUUCUACAGUGUUGUUAAGUGACUGAGCCCGGUGGCCCUGUCGGCCCCGGCGGGGGAGGGCCCCGUCUGAGAGAGGGGGCGAGAGGGGGCCGUGGAGUGAGCUGAGCUGCCGGGCCCCCUGGGUGGGUGAGUGGCGGUGGCCCACUGGGUGCCCUGGGGCGGGGGUUCCUCUGCGCAAGGUGGAGCAUGGACGAGAAACUUGUGGAUGUGUUUGACGGAUCGAGCUACGGACAUAAUUACAGUACAGUUUUUUUGUGCCGUAUAGCGAUAGAUGACAGAAGAGGUGGCUUUGAAUGGGCGUCAGGUAUUUGUAAAAGUGUUGUACAG
This is a messenger RNA of Volvox carteri f. nagariensis, 1443 nucleotides long. RefSeq lists its product as uncharacterized. The record is from RefSeq and is a predicted model, not a curated record. The transcript has a single exon. The coding region runs from base 178 to 555 and encodes 125 amino acids. Lineage: Eukaryota; Viridiplantae; Chlorophyta; Chlorophyceae; Chlamydomonadales; Volvocaceae.